Molecule: messenger RNA, 1230 nt
Organism: Penicillium verhagenii
Lineage: Eukaryota; Fungi; Ascomycota; Eurotiomycetes; Eurotiales; Aspergillaceae
Product: putative UV excision repair protein (RadW)
Exons: 6
Coding region: 1-1230 (409 amino acids)
Biological process (GO): nucleotide-excision repair; proteasome-mediated ubiquitin-dependent protein catabolic process
Cellular component (GO): nucleoplasm; cytosol
Molecular function (GO): proteasome binding; polyubiquitin modification-dependent protein binding; damaged DNA binding
Source: RefSeq, a predicted model, not a curated record
AUGAAGCUUACUUUCAAGGAUCUGAAGCAGGAGAAGUUCGUCAUCGAGGCUGAACCCUCUGAGACUUGCGGGGCUGAUACUCUACUGCAGGUUCGCCAAGUCAAGGAGAAGAUCGCUGAAGUGAAGAGCGGUUAUGAUGCAGAGCGUACUAAGGUCAUCUACUCUGGAAAGAUUCUUCAGGAUGACAAGACAGUCGAGUCUUACAACAUCCAAGAAAAGGACUUCCUAGUCUGUUUGCCAUCAAAGGUAUCAAGGAUAAUCCCCGGCUUUCCCUCAAAAAUUGAAUUCAUUACUGACCUUUCCUUAAAGCAGCCCAAGGCUGCGUCCUCUGCCUCUGCCCAGGCCCCCUCCACACCGGCUGCUCGAGCUCCCGCUGCCACCCCCGCUGCUCCCCCCGCUCCUGCUCCGGCUGCUGCCUCCGCCCCAGCCGUUCCUGCGACCCCAUCACCUGCUGACCGUUCCACUCAACCCGGUGGCCGGGAUGCCGCCUUCAAUGAUCCUUCCGCCUUGGCUAUGGGAACUGCAGCUGAAGGUGCUGUGACCCAGAUGGAGGCUAUGGGAUUCGCCAGAAGUGAUAUCGACCGUGCGAUGCGCGCUGCAUUCUUCAACCCAGACCGUGCUAUUGAAUACCUGUUGACUGGUAUCCCCGAAAACGUUCAGCAGGAACAACAGCAACGACAGCAGCAACAGCAGCAGGAGGGCGCCGGUUCUCCUCCUUCCGCCCCUACUGCCCUCGGUGGCUCCGAAGGCGAUGAGCACUUGAACUUGUUCGAGGCAGCUGCUCAGGCCGACAGUGGUGGUGCCCGUGGUCCCCGUAGUGGCGGUGCUGCCCCCGUUCCUGGUGGUGACGCUCUUGCCAACCUGGACUUCCUGCGUAGCAACCCCCACUUCCAGCAGCUGCGCCAGCUCGUUCAGCAGCAGCCCCACAUGCUCGAGCCCAUUCUGCAACAGGUUGCGGCCGGUAACCCCCAGAUUGCCCAGAUCAUCGGACAGAACUCUGAGCAGUUCUUGCAGUUGCUGAGUGAGGACUUUGAUGAGGAAGAUGAGGCUAGCCUGCCCCCAGGCACACAAGCUGUUGCCGUCACACCGGAGGAGCGGGACGCCAUUGAGCGCCUGUGCCGUCUGGGCUUCCCUCGGGAUUCCGUCAUCCAGGCCUACUUCGCCUGCGACAAGAACGAGGAGCUUGCCGCCAACUUCCUCUUCGACCAGCCCGAUGAUGAUGAGGAGUAA